Messenger RNA from Cuscuta epithymum, 2214 nucleotides. NCBI's taxonomy places the organism in Eukaryota, Viridiplantae, Streptophyta, Magnoliopsida, Solanales, Convolvulaceae. The record is from the annotation of a GenBank genome assembly.
GGGGUAGUUUGUGUGUUAGGAUGCUCAUUCAAAUUGUAUGGAUCAUGGCAUAGCAACGAGUGUUGCUUUCUUGUAAAGACCGUUAACAAUGAACAUAUGUGUGAGAGAGAUAUGAAGAAAAAUCGUCAACUGACAUCUAGAUGGAUUGCUAAAGGAAUAUCUUGGUCGCUUCAAGGACAAUCCUCACUGGCCAGCUUCUAAAAUAAUAAAAAGUGUGAAGAAGAAGUAUGGUGUGAUCAUAGAAAGGUGGAUUGCGUAUAAAGCAAAGCAAAUUGCCUAUAAAAUGUUGCAUGGCUCAGUCAAAGACCAUUAUAAUAAGAUUGGAAGAUACAUUGAAGAGUUAAGAAGAUCGAAUGAGAGAAGUACAUUUGAGUUGCUUACGAUCCCCUCAAGUCCGGAUGUGUUCCGGAGGAUGUUUGUAUGUUUUGAAGGAUUAAAGGAUGGAUUUAUUUCAGGUUGUAGACGAUUUGUAUGCUUAGAUGGAUGCUUUCUUAAAACAUUCCUAGGUGGAAUGUUACUUGCUGCAAUAGGGAGAGAUGGAAACAAUCAAAUGUUUCCAAUUUGUUGGGCUGUUGUUGAAGGAGAAAAUAGAGACAGCUGGGAGUGGUUUUUGACUCUCUUGAAAUCUCAAUUGAAUGGGAGUAAUGGAGAAGGGUGGACUUUUAUGUCAGACCAACAAAAGGGCCUUCUUGCAGCAUCAUCUUCUGUUUUCCCUAGGGGUUUCCACAGAAAUUGUGCGAGACACAUAUAUGCUAAUUGGAAUAAGAUGCAUAAAGGAGAUGAGCUGAAGUUACUAUUUUGGAAGGCAGUAAAAGCAUACAAUAAAGCUGACUUUGAAGAAGCAAUCCAGGAACUUAAGGGAGUAACUCCUCGUGGUGCUGAUGAUCUUCUAAAGCAAAAUCCUAAAGUAUUUUGCAGAUCUUUUUUCCCUGCAGAUAGCAAGUGUGAUGUGGUUGUGAAUAACAUGGCAGAAACGUUUAACGGAUACAUUCUAAAAGCUAGAGGGCUGCAUAUCAUUGACAUGCUUGACACUAUCAUGACUUUGUUGAUGGAAAGGAUGGUCACAAAACAAGGAUUGAUGGAAGGUAAAGAAAUCAAUGACAUUUGCCCUAGAGUAAAAGUCAAACUGGAGGAAGAGAAAGUUAAAGCAUGGCAACUGACAGUAACACCUUCAACGCUAACACUUUUUAAAGUCAGAGACUAUGUGGAUGCUUUUAAGGUGGACAUUCAAUAUCGGGCAUGCACUUGUAAAAAAUGGGAUUUAACAGGUAUACCCUGUCGUCAUGCUAUAGCUUGUUUAUCAUACCUAAAGGUGAGGGUGGAGGAUUAUGUCGAUGAUUAUUACAAGAAGGGGGCUUAUUUGGAAGCUUAUCAAGGACAUAUAACCCCAUGUGUCAGUGAAAAGUUUUGGCCAAAGAAAAUCUUCCCUUUGGACCCUCCCCCUGUAAAAGCCCAACCGGGACGACCCAAGAAAAAAUAGAAGAAAAGAUCCACAUGAAGACCCAAAGAAACCGGGGAAAAUUACCAAACACGGGGUGUGUAUGAAGUGCAGCGUGUGCCAGUCAACUGAGCAUAACAAAAGAAAGUGUCCAAACAAGGGUGACUUCUCACACCCCCUUGAGAAGAGGCCUCGAGGCAGACCCAAAAAAAGUUCAAUACAAAUUUCUGAUGAGGCUGUUGGAUUACCAGGUGAAUCUAUUUUUACUAAUGAAAGAGUGAGCACAUAUGCAAGGGCCAGGGAUAGGGGCAAAGGCAGGGGAAGAGGGGCAUGCUCAGUUGGUCAUCAUGCAAUGUCUUAGGAGUAAAGGCAUGAAGGGAUAGUGAAACGAUCAAUGUCUUUUUUGAUAGUAUAUCAAGGCCUUUCUAGUUGUAGACUAAAUAUUAUUUUGCUUAAAUGCUUAGAGGCUGAUAUUUCAUAUUGUUGUCAAUUUUGUUAUGUAUUUAGUGCAGAAGGCAAGAAUGCAAUGUAUCAGAUUCUUGUUUUGGAAGAUGGUUUGUUUCUGAAAGUGUAAUACUUGUUAGAGAUCAGGUCAUUCGUUUUUAUUCUUGGUGCAGCAGUUGUUUUGUUUCGAUUUUCCCGUUUUAUUCUUUUUUUUUUGUAUUCGUUUUUUAUACAUCAGUUGUUUUGUUUCGUUUUUAUUCUUGAUGCAACAGUCUGUAUUCAUUUUUUAUCCAUGCUGAUGUUUUUCUUGAUACAAUUCUUUUGUUCUUCCC